AUGUGUCCAUUCGAUUGGAGCUUUGAUAAUACCAUCAAAAUGUUUACUCUGCUUCUUCCUGUCAAUCUGCCUCCAGAUUUGCACAAUCAAGGAUUCAAAUUAUGGCUAGCUGAGUUUUUCAGUAUAUGGGAAAAUAUACAGAAGACAUCAGCGUGGAAAUCAUAUCUUGGUGUUCUAUUUUCAUCGGUUGCCUGGCAUAAUAUAGGUCAUAUUCAUUGGGAACCUUGGAUACCACAGAUUUUUACGCAUAUACUUCGAAGUUUUUCGCUUCCAAUUGGUAAAAUGCAAAUGUCUUUAGAAGAAUACAAUCCCAUUGUGUCAACUUCAACAAAAUGGAUCAUUGCGAUGAUAGGCCAUGGAAGUUCAUGUCUUCAAUACUUGCGAGAUCUAUUGAUUGCUGUAAAAAAUUUCUAUCAUCCAUCGAAUACGGGAGCAUUUCAAAAGGACUUAGUCGAGUUUAUCCUAGGACUUGCUCAAAAUUUUGUCGAUCGAGUUCAUUUGGAACGCACAAGUCGUCCUGUUUGGUUCUUUGCACCACUAGAAUCAUAUCGACUAACUGAACAAGAUAUUACUGAUUUUGUCAAUUGUGUGAAAGACUAUGCAUUCAUUUCUAUUUUCAAUAAGGAUUAUACUGAAGAAGCAGCUAAAACUUGCAAAUAUCUUUCCAUACUUCGACCAGAAUUGAUUAUACCAUCAAUUGUUGAAAAACAUUUUUCGUCUAUUGAUAGUAUGACUGAACCACAUCGUUUCACAUCAAUAAUGACUUGUUUAACGCAUAUUGCUCGUCAAAUAGUCCAACAAACAUCUGCUUAUUCUCAAGGACAAAUUUAUGUAUUACCAUUACUCAUGUCUGCGUUACCCGGCAUCGAUUUGAAUGAUUUGGAAAAAACAUCGGUUACAUUAGAAUUUCUUGAUACUAUUCUUAUGCUUAUUACAUGUAUUGAUUGUUCAUCAGCAGUGAACAUUCGAAAUGAUCUAACAGAAAUUGAAAAAGAAGUAUGUUUAUCAACAUCAAACUUUGACGAUUUCAUUGUCGAAUUUCUCAAACGAAUAUUUCAAAUGAUUGACGUAUUAUCAACAGAUAUGUCCGAUGCUGUCACAAAGCUUGUUCAUGCUCCUGGUGAUGCUCUCAUGAUCUAUAAAUCAAUGAUAAUGUCUGUUUUUCGUCAAUGUAUUCAUUUCAUUUACAAGAAUUCAUACGAAACUAUUGCUCAUGCCGUUGAACAUUUACUCAAGUCACUUACUCAUGUAUAUCCAAUCGAUUAUCGACUAACGGUUGAAAAUAUUGAUGAACUAUUUGUUGACUUUUUGCCAAUUCGAGCUUGGGGACAAUAUGUUGAUUUCAAUAAACUUCAAAUUCAAUUUCAUAUUCCGAAUGAAGAUGAAAUUGAUUUUGCUUGUGAAUUUGUCAAUACAUUCAUGUAUCCUGAAUUAACCUCGUUGAGUGAAAACGGUUUAAAAAUAUCUAAUGAUGAACGAUUAAGAUCGCUCACUAUUAUUCAAUCUAUAGCCAUUGGAUGCUUUCGAAUGAUACCACGUAUCGAAAGCGAACAAAUACAAAAUCUGAAAACAAGUAUGAUCACACGCGAUGAUCUGAUAAUCGAUUGGCGUUUAUUGUAUAGAUGGGCUCAACUUAUUCAUGAUCUUCACAAUAAAACCAGUGCAUUAGUUGCUUUACCUAAUUGUCGAAUGGAUGCUAUUGGUAUCAUCUAUAGAGAAUUUCGUAGUGAACGUAAAGUUCGUCCAUUCUGGUUCUUCAUACCACACGAAACUUAUCGAUUAACUGAACAGGAUACUAUCGAUUUUGUCAACUGCAUCAAAGAAUAUGCUUUUAUUUCAAUUUUUAACAAGGAUCAUAACAAAGAAGCAGCUGAAGCGUGUCAAUAUCUUUCUAUGCUUCUACCAGAAUUAAUUGUACCAUCACUUGUCGAGCAACUCUUCUCAUCCCUUGAUAAUAUGACUGAACCACAUCGUUUUACAUCAAUUAUUAGUUGUUUAACACGUGUUGCUCGUCAAAUCGUACGACAAACUCCUUCGUAUUCUGAAGGACAAAUCUAUGUUUUACCAUUACUUAUGUCUGUAUUACCCGGUAUUGAUUUGAAUGAUUUUCAAAAGAUUACAGUUACAUUAGAAUUUCUCGACACAAUUCUCAAACUUAUUACAUGUGUUGAUUGUUCGUCGGCUGUACACAUUCGAACUGAUCUGACAGAUAUUGAAAAAGAAGUAUGUUUAUCAACAGUACAAUUCGAAGAUUUCAUUACUGAAUUGUUACAUCGAAUAUUUCAAAUGAUUGAAAUCUUAUCAACAGAAUUAUCCGAUGUCAAGGGUAAUCCAAUUGAAACACUUAAAUAUUUCUUACCUAAAACAUGUGAAUCGAUUGAAAAUAUAAUGGAUCAUGCAGAUUCAAGUGGAUUACUCAUUGAUCACAAAGGUGAUAUUGAACUUAAUUGGUAUUUGAUUCUCUUUGCGGAAUUUCUCCGUGCUCGUGGUGAUACUUUACUCAUAUACAAACAAAUGAUUAUGUCUAUCUUUCAUCGAUGCAUUUAUCUUAUUCACAAAGAUUCAUAUGAAGCCGUUGCUAGUGCAGCCAAACAUUUACUCAAAUCACUUUCACAUGUCUAUCCAAUGGAAUAUCAGUUAACAGUUGAAAAUUUCGAUGAACCAUUCGUCAAUUUUUUACCUAUUCGUGCUUGGGGACAAGCUGCCGAUUUUGAUAAUCUUCAAAUUCAAUUUCAUAUUCCCAAUGAGAAUGAAAUUGAUUUUGCUUGUGAAUUUGUUGAAACAUUUCUCUAUCUUGAAUUGAGAUUAUUGAAUGAGAAAUGUUUGAAAAUGUCUAAUAAUGAACGAUUGAGAUCACUGACAUUUAUUCAUCACAUAGCCAUUGGAUGUUUUCGCAUGGUACCACAUGUUGAUAGUGAAAAAUUACCAAAUCUGUAA
Molecule: messenger RNA, 2937 nt
Organism: Rotaria sp. Silwood2
Lineage: Eukaryota; Metazoa; Rotifera; Eurotatoria; Philodinida; Philodinidae
Source: the annotation of a GenBank genome assembly